Messenger RNA from Enterobius vermicularis (human pinworm), 779 nucleotides. The record is from the annotation of a GenBank genome assembly. Lineage: Eukaryota; Metazoa; Nematoda; Chromadorea; Rhabditida; Oxyuridae.
AUGGGUAGCUGUAAAUUGCGGAGAAGUAGUGAUGAAUGUGAGAUAUGUACGGCUUUGAGCGGGUCUGUUUGGGCAGGCGUAACAGUGCAUUGUUUUGAAAAUCGUAGUCGUAGAGGUGGCUACGAUGGAGGCGUUGGUCGGAAUGGUUUUGGAGGUGAAAGAAGAUUUGGCUUUACACGGGGGAAAAGUGGUCCAGGUCGCGAAAAUAUCGCCGGUAGAGGUUUACAAGGCAUUGAUUGGAACCUGCAAAAGUUAAAACCAAUUGAAAAGAACUUUUAUCAGGAGUCACCGAUUGUAUCACAGCGCCCUCAGUACACCAUAGACAGCUGGUUGUUGGAAAAUCAGGUAACAGUAGAGGGGCGGAAUGUUCCGAGGCCCGUAUUUGAUUUCACUGAGACUGGUUUUCCUGAAGUUAUAGUUAAUAUGCUAUAUCAGAACUUUGAAAAACCUACAACAAUUCAAUCGAUUUCAUGGCCUAUUGCAUUGAGCGGUCGGGAUAUAGUUUCUAUUGCGAAGACUGGGUCUGGCAAGACUCUUGCAUUCAUAUUACCUGGUAUCAUUCAUACGACGAAGCAAGCCCCGCGCCUUAACCGAGAGGGUCCUUCAGUUUUGGUUAUGCUUCCAACUAGAGAACUUGCCCAGCAAGUGCAGGAUGUAUCUAAAGAAUACUGUCGUGCGAUGGGCUUGAGCGUGACAUGCUUAUUUGGCGGUGCCCCAAAGAAUGGACAAGCUCGUGAUCUUGAUAGAGGUUUUUUUUUAAUGCAGAAACAACCGUGAAA